Molecule: messenger RNA, 1341 nt
Organism: Penicillium samsonianum
Lineage: Eukaryota; Fungi; Ascomycota; Eurotiomycetes; Eurotiales; Aspergillaceae
Product: peptidase family m3
Exons: 1
Coding region: 1-1341 (446 amino acids)
Source: RefSeq, a predicted model, not a curated record
AUGGAUGCCAUAUUGGCUAGCCAUCCGUGGUCAGGAGAAUUAGCGGGUAUUCUACCUCUCUCUGCGGUCAUCGACUUUCUUGACGUUCCGCGCACUCUUCACACAUUCCAGCUCACCGGAAAUCAACCGCUCUGGUGUUGGUCCAUUACACCUUCUGCAAGCCGCUUGCUUCUCUCAAACAGAAAGGCGCAAAAUAACUGCUACCUUGAUGACUUUGGUGCCAGUCUGAGCCCUCUCUGUCUAGACGGUCGCUAUGGGGAUUUGUAUCACAUGGCGAGUCCUGAGACUUUGCGUCUGUACUUAGAAACCCUCAAGUCAAAACAAAUACGCAACAAUCACAAGAAUAUGAGCGAGCCGGACAGACGAAUUCAAAAACUUGAAGUGAUUCACAUGCAUCGGACUGAACAAUCGUCCCGGUCUGGGUUCUCGCUCUAUUUCCUUGUAGCCCAUGUGAUGGGUUGGGUCUUCUUCUUGGGUCUGUUCGCUCUAAGCGUUGCGCUGCAUUGCUAUAUCACGCUCGGUUUUCUAGCCACUAUAAUACUUAGUGGCGCAGUGGUCUAUUUUAUCCACGGAAGCGAGCGACGAAAUUUUCAACCAAGAGGUGGCAGCGAGUACAAUCGAGUUAUCAUCACGGCAAUGCAUAUGAACGAAACAAACUGGCAAGUCUUCUAUGGCGAAAGUAGCGUCCUUAAUUCUGUCCUCAACAAUCCCCUUCUUUCCACGAAAGGUCCCACUGGCACACCUGGAGUACUUCGGUUUGUAUUGCGACUGUGCAUUAUAAGCCAAUGGGGCUUUGCUAUUGGUGCUGCAACACUCAAGGGAUGGGAUUCGUAUUUCAUCACCUUCUGGAUCAUGUUCUGCAUUUUCUGGCACACAUACCCUUUUGCGCCAGAAAAGAUCGUGAAGAAUUGGAUGGAAGGUUACGCAGGGGUGAGAAUGGAUCGUUAUGAAGUUCAACUUGCCUCUCGAAGAGCUAUGUUAAAUACAAUCAUAGCUCUGAAUCCAGACACAUUCAAAUUCGACGAAGCAAUGGAAAAAGACACGACUGUAUUCUGUGAUGGCGCCUUCAGAUGGAUUGAUCCAAUUCUCAAAGAAAGCGAAGAUCGAGCACAAUGGGAGGAGUCUACACGCCUGGCCAUGAUUGAAGCCAGGCCGUCCUCUGGUGAUAGGAGUGGUCAUUCUUCUGAGAUCAUUAAUGAGGGGCAUGAGGAAUCUUCUGCCGCAGGGACCUCCAUCAAAAUCAAUAAACAGGCACAUUGGUAUACCAAAAUACUCGAAGGCAUCGAAGUGGCGGCGAAGAUUCGUGACGAAGCGGGCACCUUUGGGAGACGUUUGAUAUAG